UCCUCUGUUAUUUGAAAUCCGGAAGUGUUUUGAAAUAUAGUAGCAGGUUGACACCGCGGUUCGUUCGCUCCUGUUAGCGUGUCGUGCGGAUUAUGAGAGCCCGGGACGGAGCUGCUGAGGGCCGCGUGAGCUGAGUCACCGUGAAUCAUCUAUAUGGGCCAUUUUCUCUCCAAAAAUGGUUACGGCCUGAAGAAGAAAACACGGAAGCUGCGCAAGAAGAAGAGGCGGAGGAACUGCUUCCUUCAGGGGCCGUGCAUGCUGUGCUUUAUCGUCCACGGCUCCAGCGGGACGCUCGAGGACGAUUGGCCCUUCGAGAGUGGCUGUGCGGCGGCCGUGUCCAAACUCGCAGAGCGAUACGUUACCUUAAACUCCCCAGAGGAGUGCGCCAAGUUCCUCCUCUCUCCGGUGUGGGAAGGCCAGGGUCGAAAUCUGCUGUCUGCCGUGCCGACUAAGCUGAUCGGGCCCCCUGCGCUUUUCUGCGAAUAUUCGGAAAUGGUGUGCAAGCGAAAGUGUGCUGAUCUGCAGCGGUGUUCGCCCCGCAAGCAGCCGCGCUGUGCCUUCCCGGGUCCCAUGGAGAACGGAGAAGAGCGAGGGGACGCCGCCGCUCCAGACAGCCACUGCCUGCUGCCCUCAAUCUGCCCGCUGCCUUCAUCAUCAUCAUCAUCGUCUUCCUCGGCUUCAGAAGAGGAUGGAGCGACUGCAGGACGGCAUUCAGAUCCUGGCGGUGCCACGACCUGCUCAUCGUCCUCCUGCUGCUGCCAAACAGAGGCUUCAGAGGAGAUAAAGAGCACUGAAAAUACAGACACGUCCCACAUCAACCAGCUGCCCUCCUCCAUACUGCUCAAGGUGUUUUCUCACCUGUCGGUGAAGGAGAGAUGUCUGGCUGCCUCUCUGGUCUGUAAAUACUGGCGGGAUCUCUGCUUGGACUUCCAGUUCUGGAAACAGAUCGACCUCAGUGGCCUCCAGCAGGUUAAAGACGAUCUCCUGGUGAAGAUUGCAUCACGGAGGCAGAACGUCACGGAGAUCAACAUUUCGGACUGCCGUAACGUUCAGGAUCACGGCGUUUGUGCUCUGGCGUCCAACUGUGCCGGUCUGAUCAAAUACACUGCGUACCGCUGUAAGCAGCUGAGCGACGUGUCUCUGAGUACGGUGGCCAUCCACUGCCCGCUCCUGCAGAAAGUCCACGUCGGAAACCAGGACAAGCUCACCGACCACGCGCUCAAACUGCUGGGCGAUCACUGCAAAGAGCUGAAGGAUGUUCAUUUCGGCCAGUGUUACAGCAUCAGUGAUGAAGGCCUGAUGUCGCUGGCGCAGGGAUGCAACAAACUACAGAGAAUCUACAUGCAGGAGAACAAGCUGGUAAGUCAAGCUGGAAUUUACUGAUUUUAAAGCUGGUUG
Molecule: messenger RNA, 1398 nt
Organism: Danio rerio (zebrafish)
Lineage: Eukaryota; Metazoa; Chordata; Actinopteri; Cypriniformes; Danionidae
Source: RefSeq, a predicted model, not a curated record